CCACAUAUUAAUCCUGACUAACCAGAGAGGCUGUGUCUGGGCGCACUUUUUUGCGUCCGAUGAACCUGCUCCCAAUCGACACUCGUCCUCGUCCUCGUCUUCACCACAUCCUCAUCCUCAUCUCCUCGUCCAUCACCAACUCCUCUCUGCCCUCUCUCCUCUCCUCCUUGGGCGCGUGUGCCUUCUGAACUUCUCUGCAGUGCUUCCCAGCAGCGUCUCCUGUCCACAAUGUCGACGGCCUCGCAUCUGCAUCAAAUGUUCGCGGCCUCCCGACCCCGGACUCGCGACCCAGUCCGUCUUUUCGUGCUUCAGCUUGUCCUCCUCCUCGCCCUCUUCUCCCGCCAUGUCUCUGCGUCGCCUAUUCUUGAAGUCGGAGUCUCCUCCUCUGCCUCCUCUCUAUCCUCCUCAGCAACGACCACCACCUCAUCCUCCUCAACCCUCACGCUCGCAUCGGCUAUUACAGUAGGCUCCAGCACCUCCUCGCUCGCCAUCGCAGGCUCGAACGCAACCGCAGGCUACGGCACCGCCUACCAGAUAAACAUCGUCAGCGACUCCCUCUCGCUCGACUACACCGUGCCCGUCAACCCAUUGACCGUCGAUGCAUCCAGAGUCGGUAGUUCGAACAUCACAUACUACGGCGAGAUCGUCCCGUUCUACGCAAACUCCUCCAUCCAGCUCAACGACUCCCUCAUCGCCUACAUCUCCUGCGACGAUUCCUCCGCCGGCCUCGCCGUCGCCCAGGCAUCGAACUACAACCCCUCCUUCAUCCUGCUCUACUCGACCGCCUCCAAGUCCUGCGAAUUCGUCUCCUCCUACAAACAGUACAACACCAACCUCGGCGCCGUGUUCUCGGUCCUGUCCGCCUCGAUCGGAAAGCAGAUAUUCUCGUCCACGCGAAACAGCGCUUCCCUGCUCGAAGCAUCGAUCGUCGUCAACACUACCUACAUCUACAACGCGCUCACCUCCACCGCCUCCUCCUCCGCCAUCUCUUCCACCAAGUCCUCCUCAAAGACCUCGAGCCCGCACACCACAACCAUCUACGCCACCCAAACCGUCUCGCCAACCGUCACAAACCCGGGCUUCUCGACCUGGACACCCGCAGUCGACCCGACCUCGACCGUCGACUCCUCCUCCGCCGCCUCCUCCAGCUCCGCAAACUCAGACGACAACGGCGGCAGCAAAACCGCCGUGGCAAUGAUCGUGCUCUACUCCGUCACCGGCCUCGUCUCCUGCUUCUUCCUCCUCAUCAUCAUCCUCGGCGCCGUCCGCGCCCACCGCCACCCGGAGCGGUACCAGCUCACCACGAACUCGGACGGCACCGUCCAGCGCACGAAUCGCGCGCGGGGCCUUGCGAAAGCGGUCCUGGACUCGAUCCCGCUCGUGCGUCUGCCGCAGCCGCCCGAGCCGAACUUCAAUCGCUCGACGAGCGUCGCGAGCGGGACGACCGCGGCCGAGGACGGGAUCAAGCUCGCGGAGUUGGAUCAUGAUACCGGGCGCCGUCUGUCGCGGACCGAGAGCGAUGGCGUGUCGAAGGAGGAGACGACUGUUGACAGUGCAGCAGUAACUGCAAAUGAAAGCAGCACUGCUGCGUCGCAAGAGCCGGUAUCAGAGGAUCUUCUCCCGUCCUCCAUGAUCCCGCUCGACGGAUGCCCUAUCUGCUUCGAACCCUUCCUGCCCGGGCAAGACCUGCGCAUCCUGCCGUGCCAUCACGGAUUCCACGCCUCGUGCGUCGAUCCGUGGUUACUCAACUCGUCCUCGCAGUGCCCGCUUUGCCGAGUCGAUCUCAAUCUGCGGGUGGGCGAAGAUAUCCCUGAUAUGCCACCGGGCCUGAUCGACGCCGACGAGACAGGCCAACAUACUCCCUCCGCCGCCGCCCCUGCAGCGCCACCCGCGCAAAUCGACGAAGAAGGCUGGGCGAGCGUCAGACUCAACAGAUUCCUAGAUCGCUGGAACGCGCAGUUACUGCCGGCUGAAGAGCGGCGGGUUGCGCUGCAGCGCGUGCGCGAGGAGCAGGAGGCGAGGCAGCGCAUGCGGCGGUUGCGCGAGGAACAUCUGGGGAGUAGCGAGGGGCGGAAUACGUGGCGGCGGUUUGUCGAUAUGAGACGGCGGAUGUUUCAUUUACAGCAGCAGCAGCAGCAGCAGCAACAGCAGGAGCAGGAGGAGGAGCAGCAAUCAAGCCAGACUUCUGAAGAGUCCUCCGCCGGCGGUGAUCGUGAAACAACUACAAACGAACGCACACAGUAAUUUGAAAGUCUAGCAUUACAGCAAUAUGGUGCUUACGACUCUCUUUCCCUGCACACUCCUUCACGCACGACAUUCAUUCGCUAGAGACUUUUCAACAUACUAAUAAUCUAUUAAUGGGAUAUACAUCGGUUCAUUCGUUCAUUCAUUUAUCUAUCUAUUUAAUAUUUCUUGCUAUCGUACAUUCCUUUGGUUGAUAUACAGCUUCAAUCUUGCUUUUGUGCUUUUCCUUUGCUGUUUGGGAAGUUUAUUGUUUUGGUUGUUUUAUGUGGUCAUGUAUAUGAGCUGAUGAUGACAUUUGAGAAUUUACGAGGAAGAAAGAGUCGUCGUGUUUUGUAUAUCUGAUCAAUAUAGCAAAAAUAGUUGCACUUUUAAU
Myxozyma melibiosi is the source of this 2617-nucleotide messenger RNA. RefSeq lists its product as uncharacterized. Lineage: Eukaryota; Fungi; Ascomycota; Lipomycetes; Lipomycetales; Lipomycetaceae. The coding region runs from base 229 to 2244 and encodes 671 amino acids. The transcript is spliced from 2 exons. The record is from RefSeq and is a predicted model, not a curated record.